GGCAGGGAGGAGAGACGCUGAUGAGAGGGAGGGGGUGGUUUAUUUCUGAGCCUGGGCCGCGGAUUAGAGCCGAGAGAGCAGUCCCAGCGCGAUGACAGCAUCCAGCACAUAGCCGCCGCCGCCACCACCAUCAUCCUCUCUGCUCCGCUCCGGCCGGACGCCGUGGAUUGUUCACCAUCCUCUCACCCCCUCCUUUUUUGGGGGGAUUUCUCCGGAUCACCCGACCAUUUCGCAGAGGGGGGAGGAUUGAACCCCCACCUCCUCCAGACACCCCGGCCCGUCUGUCUGCGUCCUCCUCAGAUCCACGAGAUAAAUGGAGGAGAACGAGCGAUGUAGGAGCAGGUCUCCGGCUCGGAGGACCAAUCGGGUGCAGCAGGUGGUGGGAACAAUCAUACGACGCACUCGGGAGUCUCUGAGCAGGGAGCGUCUGCUGGGCGAUGGCAGGUCGCAGCGCUCCAACAGUCUGUCCAGUCAGAGCUUCCAGGCCAAACUGACUCUACAGAUCACCAGAGACCCCGUGCUGGACCGCAGUACCGGACAUGGCUUCGCUCUCACCACGGACGCGCCCCUGCUGGUCAGGGAUGUUGCCCCAGGGAGCCCUGCAGAUGGGAUCCUAUUCCCAGGGGACCAGGUGCUGCAGAUAAAUGAUAAAGUGAUGGAGGAUUUGAGCGCAGAGCAGGUGGAAAACACCUUAAGGGACUUGGAGGAUUGUAUCAAUGUGACCAUUCUGCGGCACAUGACGAAUCCCAAGUCGUCCAUUAUGUCCGCAGAGAAGAGAGCUCGUCUGAGGAGUAAUCCAGUUAAAGUGCGCUUUGCGGAGGAGGUGGUGGUCAAUGGGCACACUCAGGGAAACUCUCUUCUCUUCCUUCCUAAUGUCCUAAAAGUUUAUCUAGAGAAUGGGCAGACCAAGGCCUUCAAGUUUGACAAUACAACCACUGUCAAGGACAUUGUUCUGACUCUGAAGGAAAAACUGUCCAUCCGGGUGAUUGAGUACUUCGGCUUGGUACUCGAGCAACAGUAUAGCAUCGCAAAACUGUUGCUGCUGCACGAAGAUGAGUUCAUACAGAAGGUGGUGCAGAAAAAGGACUCGCAUGAUUACAGAUGUCUGUUCAGGGUUUGUUUCAUUCCCAAAGACCCCAACGACCUGCUGCAGGAUGACCCCUUGUCCUUUGAGUACCUCUUUUUACAGAGCGUUGGGGAUGUGCUGCAGGAGCGAUUCGCCGUGGAGAUGAAGUGCAACACGGCGCUCCGCCUGGCUGCCCUGCACAUGCAUGAGAGACUUGAUAGUUGUGGACAGACCCGGACGUCCAUCAAGAGCAUUACGAAGGAGUUUGGCCUGGACAGCUUUAUCUCACCCACGCUGCUGAGCAACAUGAGGGAGAAGGACCUGAGGAAAGCAAUUAGCUACCACCUCAAAAAGAUCCAGGCCCUGCUUGAGCCACGGCAGAAGGUUAUUUCAGCUGCACAGGCUCGCUUGGCCUACCUCACCCAGCUUGGAGAGCUCAUUUCCUAUGGUGGGCGGUCUUACACAGCUACAAUGAUGCUUCAGGACAGGGAGGUUAUGCUCAGCUUGCUAGUAGGUGCCAAGUAUGGGUUGAGUCAAAUCAUUAACCACAAGCUCAACAUGAUAUCCACCCUGGUUGAGUUCAGCAGCAUCAGCCGAGUUGAACUGCUAUCCGAGUCGGACAAAGUCAGCCUGCUGCGCAUUUCACUGCAUGAUAUGAAGCCAUUUGCCUUACUGAUGGAUUCUGUGGCAGCCAAAGACUUAGGGUGUCUGCUGGGAGGCUACUGCAAACUCCUGGUGGAUCCAACUGUUAAUGUCUUCCGUCUGGGGCGCCCGAAAGUCAGGGUGCACCGGAUUCCUGCUGAAGAAGGUGUGUGUGGGAGGUUCGCCGUAAUAGAGGGCGUGUGCUAUGAAUCCCUAACAAGUUAUGUGUCCCGCUGCUGCAGUGACUCGGAAGGCUCGACGGAUGACGAUGAUCCAAUGGAUUCUCAGAGUUACAAAAGCUUAGAUGCUGCAGGUACGGACUGGGAAGAAAGAAGGAGAGAGGAGGAAGAAAAGAGGAAAGAGGAAGAAAGGAAAGAGAGAGAAGAACACAAAGGGAAACAGGAAGUAAAAAUAAUAGUUACAACGGAAGGAAAGGAAAACGAGAGUGAAGAGGAAGUAGGUGCAACAGGAAGUGGUCUACGUAAAUUCAAUGUUGUCGAUGAAGAAAUGAACCUGGAGACCAGCUGGUACCACACUGACCCAAGGGUCACUAGCAGCUUCUCCAGCUUGUCCAGCAGUUCCUUGAGUACCGCCCUGGAUGAAAGCAGUGCUGCAGCCAAAGCCCCUUCUCGCCUGGAUCCUCUCCGUGGUCCAAGCCCAGGUGAAGAUCCUUCAAACUUGGACACCCUUCACCCCUACCUCCUUGAGCCAAAGCGUCAAGGGCCCCUGAGACCCACAAACCUGAACUACCAUGGCAAUGAUAACUCCUUCCUCUGCUUUGCUGAUCUCUGCAAGGAUGAUUUCUUGCCAAGUCCGGCAGGCGCUACAAGUGAUGAUGACGACGAUGACGAGGAGGAAGACCUGGGCGUCCACAAACUCAGACGUAUCUCUAAGAUCCCUAGUUCAAGAGAUUUGAGAAUGAUUGACAGCACACCUUUUGAAAGAUUGCCCCUUAAAAGAAAGAAAAAGACUCCCCCCAAAGUCCCAGUAAGGACAAGCUCAAUUCCUGGAAAUAAAUCCGCACAAGCCGAGCACCGCCUGUCUAAAGAUGAGGAUGGUCUUUUCCUUACCCCUUCACCAAACCCGAAACCAGCUCUUUUGUUGAAGGACAAUGUAUCAGAAUCUGAAGAUGAGUUUUUCGACGCGCAGGAGAGAUUUACUCCACCAAUUCCAGAUCUAUCAGAUGCUGAGCUGGCUGAUCGCCGAAAUGCUAAUCGUUUGAGUGGAACCUGGAGUCGUCUUCCAUCUGUCCCAGGAAAAGAACCCUCUUCCCCCCUUGCAACUAAACCUCUUUCCCCUAAAAUGAAGAAGGAAUCGGAGUUGCUAAAGGACUCUACAAAUAAACUCGUCCACCAACUACUCAGUCCAUUGAAGCCCUUCCAGAAACCUGAAGCUAAAGUAAAACCGCCGCUGGCACCUAAACCCCAGUUGCCUCCCAAACCUCAGAUGAUGCCUCCCAAGUCACCCCAACGCGGAAGAGCAUACGCCCAGUGCAACGGGGAUGCCUCAGGACAUUUGUCUUCUGAACUUUUGGAAAUGGAGCCAGAAACAAUGGAGUUCAAGUCGGUCACACUGGGCGGAUUGCCUCUAUCCUCGUCGAUGAUUACAGCAGUGAGGUGUAACAAACAGCCAGUAACCAACACAACAACACAAGCCAAGGAAAACACUAUAAAACAAGAAGGCAACUCACAGGAAAAUAAAAAUCUGGUGUGUGAGAAUGGCUUGCAUGUUCUUUCAAGCGACAAGACAUUAAUUCCAGAUAAACAGGAAACGGCGAAAGUUGACGAGAAAGUCAACGGAUCUAACAUUCUAACAAAAAGUCCACCGAGCUUACACCCUAUCCCUCGCUCUAAUUCAGGCACAAAGUUAGCCGUACCCCCUCCGGUUCCCCCCAAACCUACUUCUGCCAGCGGUUUUCAUCCAUUAUCACUACCUGGUAGCUCUCCCGUCUCUCCCACUGAUCCAAACAAAGGGAUCUUUAAGGACACGGUCAGUACACCAAAUGGAAUCCACCCUUGGAGUAACCGCAAUGGCAGCAUCCAGUCAGGGCCCAGGAGGGUUUCUCUAAGCCAUGAGAGCCUAUCACCCAAGAACACAGAAGCCCCGGUCAGUAUUACCACCUCACCCACAUCAGUUGAUUGUAAAGGUGUUGGAGGCCUUGACAGCAGAGAACCUGGUCGAUCUGGUUCAGGAUCUGAUCUGAGAACGAGCUCUUCCAGCCUGGGAGGUAGACUGCCAGCCUCGGCUCUGAGAGGAAAGAUCCAGUCUUUGCCCUGGUACAUGACUCGCUCCCAGGAGAUUCUAGGAAAUCUGGACUAUCCCUCGACAAGUUCAAUCAAUGGAGACACGUCUGGCUUUGGCUCUGGUUUGUCUGUAGCAAGUGGUUUAUCAGACUUAAACAAAACGCCUGUCAAGGACAAGGAGACAAUUAUCUCAAAAUCAGGAAGUAAAGCAAGCAUCCUAGAUGAUGGAGCGGAGGUUGUUAUUGCAACCAUCAAAGAGGCUCCAGAAGUACAUUCGCACAUGAGAAAGGCCAGUGGAUCAAACGGCUCACACCCAAAUCUGAGCUUUAGAGAUAACAGUCCACACAGUGGCAGUGUUUCUUCAGAGCAGCCACAGUCACGGUCUCAUUCAGCCGUGGGGCUGGGAGGGGUAACCAGCAUGCAGAUUGGAGGCGACUCCCCGACCUCCUCCGGAGCAGACACCACUCCUCCACCGCAGCACCGGGAGUCCUGCGGCUGUCGCACCGUUUAUGCCAACUGUUUCAGUGGAGACACCGAGGACGGGGUUAGCUUCGACGAGGAACUCACUGUUUAUGAGUUCUCCCGUCGCAUACGCCCCAAACCCGCUCAGGCCUCGUCUCCGACAACGCCCUCUCCAAAACCCAACAUUCUGUCCCUUCUGAAGGACAACCCUCGGCCGCUGUCUACUUUCUCCACUGCAUCCUCUGAGCUGAGCCCUCUGGUUUCAUGUCCAGUUUCACCCACAGUCUCACUGAGUGGUCGUCUUCGCUCCCUUACUAACAAGAACUACGGGGGGCUGAGGGGGGGUUUCGCCUCUCUGCGUGAGGACAUAGAUCAACUUCUUGCAGUGUUGGAGAGGGGAGCGCCUGACCAGCCUCAACAAAACUCAAGAUUGGAGAACACGGACCUGAAUCACAACGGAACCGAGGACAAUACCGUUGCUGGUCAGAGCUGCAAUGGAAAAGCUCCUGUCAUCAUGACAGAGCCUGAAAGGAGUCUUCUCCAGGCCGAGGCUCGUCGACUAGCGUCUGGAUGUCAGCGAGCCACUCGAGUCGGCUGGGCUCCCGAUGAGGCUCUUCGUUCUCUAACUACCAGCUUCAGUGCGCUGGUCCAGCUGUCCGCCGCCUGCCUGAAAACAAACCCCUGCCCUGGUUGUGACAUCUGCCACAAAGCAAGAAUGGCGCACAGGGACGAGGACGAUGACGGCCAGCUGCCUAUGGACAAGUUGAAGGAGAUCGUCGGUCUGUACCGAGAGUUUGUUGGAGCCGUUGAAACAGCCGGGACUGGUGGCGUGAAUGGCGGUAGGAGUGUGGGGUCCGGACAGGGUCAGGUGGAAGAAGACGGGGUCAGGCUGCUCGCCAAACGCUGCACUUUGCUCAUCUCAUCGGUGUUCGCGCUCACUCAACUUUUCCGGACGCGCACACUGGAAACCACGGACACAGCCGGCCGCGUACCUCUAAACUUUUGACCCGAACCUCGGGACUCAUAAAUGACGGACUCCAGAGGUGAGGCAAGAGGAAACUGCACAGAGCAACAUGGUUUGUAACCCCAGUAUUUUUGUACAAGUGCCACGCACAUUACACCACAUUACAUCACAUUACACGUACGGACACCUAACAUAAUCCUAAACGGAGAGCUCCGCCUCUCUUUGUAACACAUGAGGACUAUGCAUUUGUAGAUAUGAAUUUUAUAAGUACUUUAUUCUCUUAUUUUAUGAUACAACGUGUGUAUGUAUGUGCUGAUUAUCCAUGUACGUAUUUAUGUAUUUAUUUUUUACAACGGUUGCACCAUUAUCUGUCCCGGGCAGAUCGCUGGUGAGUGAAACCUUUAAAAAAAAAAAAGAAGAGAAAAAAAAAAAAGGAUGUCACUGGAUUUUUUUUCCCCUCUCGUCUUUGAGACAGUAUUAUGUUAUCUUUUGCUGCUGUUGAAAAAAAAAAUCUUCACUCUAUAAGGUGUAAUCUGUAAAUUGUCAUUUUAAUAAGUUUAUUGUUGCAGUACAUUUACUGCAGAGACACAGAAAAUAUACUUUAUUACAGUUUUAAACUACAAUAAUAAGCCGUUUUGUUUUUAUAUGUGUAAGGUUUACACCUUUUUAAGGGUUCUGUUUUUAAACCUCACAGUCACAAACAGAUGUGGUACAAAACUCUACUAUCAUACAGCAGGGAGAGCACUUUUGACUGUUACAGAUUGCACCUUUUUGUGAAACCUAACCUUAUAUGAAGUGUGUUUUUUUUUUUUUCUUCCUGUCCUUUUCCCCCGUCCAGAAUUAUUCUCGGUCGUUUCUUGGUAAUAUUCCCAUUACCCCAAUGUAUGCAGUAUUAAAACAUUCUUGUUUUCAUCCAAAUGCCUGCAGCUACGGGCCCACGUGUGUUCUCUGGAUAUGUUCGGACAGGGGGGGGGGGGGGGGGGGGCCUUGUGAAACGUUGGACCUUAUUUAUGUAGUUGGCACGAGAGUGACUGUUAAACUCUGUCCAGAUGUAGCAAAGAUCCAAAGUCUUAAAAACACUGAGCCACAACGGUUCCCUGCUUUGGGUUCCACUUUGUAGACCACUUUAUCUAUAAAACCCAGACAGAUGAACUGACUGAGGUCAGAACUGUAGAUAUCCAUUUGUGUCCUCCCUUAGUUUAUGCCUAUGCAAACAUACACUCCUCAGCCCCUGCACACUGUAUGCCGUUUUUAUUUCUUUCAAUGCCAACAUUAGAACCAACAACAGAUGCAUUAUAUUAGUGAAUAUAAUGGGUGUUUAUAUAUAUAUAUAGUAUUUUUUUUUUUUGCUUGGAAUGUCGGCUUUUCGUCUUGCUUUGGGGAAACCGUCUGCAUCCACGUUCUGCAACAAUUUGCCAAGUCGCAUGGCGUUUGCAAUUGUCAAUGUAAAGACUCCUGUCUGUACUGAUCUCUGUGAAUCGCCGCUAAAUGGAUUACGCUGCUCCAUCAGUUUGCUGAUGUAAAGUGUUCGCUAAUCAGCUCGCCAUUUCUCAAGACGUUGCCAGCUCGCUUGAUGAGCGCUCCACCACGAAGGAUUUACUUGAGCCACUUUUGACAACAGGAAGGCACUAAAGACUAAUCGGUCAGUAGCCGCUCCUGUAAAUGAUGAUAAGGGGAUUAGGUGAAGUAAAGGCUCCCUAAGUAUUCAGUCCACCGGUGAGGAGAGGUAUUUCUUUUUUUUUUUUUUUCUUAGAAGCGAUGAAGGAAAACUUUUAAGGGUAUGAAGGCAAAUCUCGUAUUUGAGACAUCCGGCUGCCAUGACGGCACUAAAACAGCCAUUCUAUGAGGUCCCUGGUGUGUUUUUUGUGUCUUCUUUUGUUCAGCAGACAAGCUCAAAAAGCAAGAGGAGUCUGUGACACUCUUCUGUUUGUACGCACAGUUUCCUAUCAAUCUUUUAUGUUUCUACACAAGCGGCCCCCUUUUCUUUUUCUUCCAUAUUUACAUCCAACAAUGUAACAAGAAUUGUACUGUUUGGGAAUAAAACGACUCACUGACCUUGA
Messenger RNA from Fundulus heteroclitus (mummichog), 7437 nucleotides. RefSeq names its product FERM and PDZ domain containing 1b (gene frmpd1b). The record is from RefSeq and is a predicted model, not a curated record. Lineage: Eukaryota; Metazoa; Chordata; Actinopteri; Cyprinodontiformes; Fundulidae. Gene Ontology annotation, cellular component: cytoskeleton. Gene Ontology annotation, molecular function: protein binding.